AUGGAGACUAAUACAAAUCAAAAAGUUUCAUGUAUAGUGAACUACUCCUAUGAUGCUUCCGAGCCCGAUGAGUUGACAAUACGUCCUGGUGAUGUAUUGAGAGAUGUGGAACGUCUGCCCGGUGGUUGGUGGAGAGGUGAACUUCGUGGUCGGAAAGGAAUGUUUCCUGAUAAUUUUGUCUCUGUAAUCACUGAUCAGAAUAAUGCAAGUUUAAAUAGGCCGAGUAACGUGCAAGGUCGCUGUCGAGCGGUGUACAGCUAUCAACCGGCGAACCCUGAUGAGCUGCCGCUAUGUGUUGGUGACGUUUUGGAGGUCUUGAACGAGGUCGAGGAAGGUUGGUGGAAGGGUCGAAGGUCAGGUCGUGUGGGCGUAUUCCCUUCCAACUUCGUCGUUAUGUUGGAGACGAGCCCCACUCCCGCGCCUCCCUUACAUCCGGCACCGCCAGUGGAACCAGCGCCCGCACUGCCGCCAAAACCCGUCAAAGAGUUAUGCCGCGUUCUGUUCCCAUAUACGGCGGUGAACGAAGAUGAAUUAACUCUAUCUGAAGGUGACAUAGUUAGUAUCGUGUCUAAAGAAGCGCCGGAUAGAGGCUGGUGGAAAGGGGAACUUCACGGACGAGUGGGAUUUUUCCCGGAUAAUUUCGUGCAGUUGUUACCGGCCGUGACCCAGGAGGUUGAGGAGAAAAAGCCAGAUAGACCAUCGUCGAAAACAAACUCACUGUAUCCAGUACUGAACAAGUACUCAGAGAAAACAGCCUCUGUUAAGGAGCUCACUACAUCUAAAAUAAGUAUGCACAAAGAGAAUACAGUUAGCAAAGAAAGCAGCACUCAGAGUAACAUCACACACACAACUAAGAAUGAAACGGAGAAGAUUAUACACAAUGAGACUAUUAUAGAUGGACCUACAGACACCCAGGUUAAGAAACCUCCUGUGCCUUUAAAGAAGAGUCCAACGCCUAGUACUGUAGGGGGUUUGUUCAGUGGACUUAAGAAUAAGAUGCUCUCAUCCUCUGAUAAAACAGAAAAAACAGUAACAGUAUCGAGUAGUAUAACGGCGUUUGAUCGCACCGAUGGUAUAACAUCAAGCAAGAUGGUUGUCAAUGACACAAAUAGUUUUGAUCAUGUGGAGAGGAAUUCUAUAUUGAAUGAUCCUAGAGCUGGCAGGGUAAAAGCUCCACGUCGACGUCCUCCUAGUCAGGCGUUAAGAGACGACACUCUUCAACAGAUCGGGCUCAGUAAUGGCCAUGAAGCACCAGUCGAGAAAUCUCCAGAGAAGGAAGAGAUCCGACCAAAAGCACGUGACUGGGAGAAACAUCGAGCGCCGUGGAUGGAGGAGCUCAAGUUAAACCAGGCGAGGAAGACCAGCGGGGACGGGAAGAGGCCGACAGAGGCUGGGCUUAAAUCUGGUGGCAGUACUGACAGAAUUUUGGAAUGUGGCUUGGAAGACAAGAGAUCUUCACAUUCAAUGGAAAUGUCUAAGAGCACGUCGUCUAUAAGCAACAGAAUAUCAGUUUUAGAAAAUAUUAAAUCUAGUAUUGAGGCAAAGACACAAGUGAGUGAAUCAAAGAAGGAAUCCUUACCACCAGAACUACCAACAACGAGUCCACCUUCAUUGCAAUCUCCAACAGCCGCUGGCCGAACUAUAUCUGCAAUGUUCGAAGAAGUCCGCAAGCCGCCAGCCCCCGCACCACCUAUAGCCGCCCGACUGUCCGAUCACGAAAAAUCCAAACCGGAAAAGACAGACAGACACUCUGACAGGUUCUCAAGCCUAGAUGGUUCGGACAAGAGUGACGUCACAGAGGUCAAUGACCCCACCAAGUUCCCCAGCUUGGAAAAGUCGACUGAUAAAAAUAAUGAGAUCAACAAACUGUCAGCUACUGUGGAUAAAUUCAGUGACAUUCAGACGUUUUCGACUGAAAAGACUAGUGUUAAGAAUGAAGCUAGUAAAUUUAGUAUCAUUGAAAAAUCUACGGCGGCCAUAGAGAAAAAUGAAAAGACGGAGAUUCUACGCUCAAGUACAUUAGAAAGGCGGCCUAAGAAUGAUAAGGAGUGCUCCGAGGCUUUGAUUGCUCAAUUAAAUAAUAGGAUACUUAACCUAGAAAAGUUAAUAGAAGUACAAAACGCUAAAUUCAACACUGCCAUCGAGGAUCUGUCGAAUAAGUUGAAACAGGAGACGGAAAAAAGACAGGCGUUACAAAUGGAAAUAGAGAAGCUAGCUCAUUGUGUUACACAAGUCUAA
Molecule: messenger RNA, 2238 nt
Organism: Danaus chrysippus (African queen)
Lineage: Eukaryota; Metazoa; Arthropoda; Insecta; Lepidoptera; Nymphalidae
Source: the annotation of a GenBank genome assembly